AAGGGGAAACGGAACCCAAUCCUAGGUCACGCCGCCCACCGCCCACCCGCACGCCACCCAAAUUCCCGGCCCUUCUCGCCUCCCCCCGCAGCCUACGACGGCGACGACCUCGGCGGCGGCUGUGGCCUGAGCAGAAUCAGCCGCGGCGUUCGCGCAUUAUCCGUCCUCAUCCAAUCCAACCAGGCCCAGCGGAAGGGGAAGAGAAGGCGAAGGCGGGGGAUAAGUCAACCGGCCCACCUCGCCGCCUGGUCGGGCGCACUCGCCACCGCCGAUGCUGAGGCGCCGGCCAUGGUGUCGGCGUUGCUCUCGUACCUGCAGGCCCUGUGGCCGUUCUCCGCCCUCGUGAGGGAGGAGGACGACCUGCGCGCGUCGGCGCGGCUGGUCCGGGCGCUCUCGGUGCCGGAGGAGACGAAGCAGUUCGUGCUCGCGCUGCGCGAACCGCCGCGGGAUCGGGACGGCAGCGGCGGCGUGAUCUACAUCCUCGCCGCGCAGAACCUUUCGGAGCAGUCCGCGUCGGACGCCGAGCGCCUGAUCAGGGAGGUGCGGCCGGGGGCCGUGGUCACCCAGGUCUCGCGCGCGGCCCUCGACGACGUCCGGAUCGAGGAGGACUGCCUGUCCGGCAGCGCCGGCGGGGGCGUGCUGGUGCCGGCGUCGCCGUUCCAGGUGAUCAAGAGGUGCGUCACGGAGAAGAGGAGCAAGGACCAGUAUGUCAAGGCGGCAGCCUGCCAGGUCCUGCAGGAGAUCUUCGGGGUUGGGUUCUACGGCCAUCUGCUUGCUGCCAAGAGAGCAGCAGAGGAGACGGGUUCGUGGUUUCUCUUGCUUGAGUCUCCGUAUGAGAGGAAUUGCGGUGGCAAUGGGGCAGGCAGCCGGGAUAGUGCCGCAGAUGAUAGUUCAGCUCAGCAAUUACAGGCUAGCUGCUCGCUCCCUCACAGUACCACGGAUGAUGAAUCGGCCCAGCAAUUACAGGCUAGCUGCUCGCUCCCUCGCAGUACCACGGAUGAUGAAUCAGGUUUGCACUUGCAGGCUAGCUGCUUGGUCCCCAGGAAUGCCACUUCAAUUGUAAGCUCCCAUGGUAGGAAAAUAUGCCUUAUGGAUGAUAAUGGAGGACAACUCUUGAAGUCGCUGGCUCCAAGUCUCGGUUUCUUGAUGUCCGAAGCUAUCACUUCCAAUGCUGCUACUGAGUGCAGACCAUCUGAGUGCAAGCCGGCUGACGGAUAUGAGGCUCCACCGUUUGCUCAGUCUGUCUACCCUUUACUUGCUGAUCUUUAUCAUAUAUUUGUCGAUAUUCCAUCGAUUGGGAGGGCUAUGGCUUCUGCUCAGGAGUUGCUUAAACAAGUUCAUGAGGGGGAGCCAAUCAGCAGCGAUAUGCUAUCCGAUGUGUACAUUUUUAGAAUUGCUAUAGAGGCUCUCAGAAUGGGUUUAAACAAUGCAGCAAGGUGUCACAUUGAUACCAGAGACAAACAUGGUUCAGAAAAGCUGGAGUUUUCAGAACUCCAAUCUGAUGAGAAGUGCCACAUUCUUCUUGUGCAAGCUCUCAGGAGCCAACUAAAAGAGUUUGAUUCUGUGGUGGCUAUUGUUGAUGCAAGCUGCUUAGCUGGAAUAAGGAGACAUUGGAACACUCCUGUUCCUUCAGAGAUUACUCAAUUAGCUAGCAGGUGCUUCAACCAUUAUGGUGAUGAAAAUGAUGACAAUAUUGAGCUACCUUCACCAGGCAGUACUGAUAAAAAAAGUUGGAUAUCUGAGAAGCCUGUGGUCGCUGUUGGUGCAGGAGGUACAGCAAUUUUGGGCUUUUCAUCAUUGUCAAAAACUGUUCAGGCUUCUGCCUUCCUUAAGCUGGCUCCGUACAAAAGUCCAGUAGUUCUAAAGUAUGGACUAAUGCAGCUGCAAAGACAUGCUGCCAUUGUAUUAAGCAAGAUUCUGCCUCAUGGGUUUGCUACUGCUGGUUCGAAGGCAUCUGCUCUACAGUUCACGGCUUCAGCAGAGAAAAUCCGAGCAGUGGCUCACACUAUAAUAUCAUCAGCUGAGAGAACGAGCUUGUUGGCUAUGCGGACUUCAUUCUAUGAAAUAAUGCAGAAGAGGCAUAGACAACCUUUCAGAAUAACUCCUUGGGCAACAUUUGGCUGCAGCAUGGUUGCAUGCGCUGGUCUCGUGAUGCAUGGAGAUGGGAUUGAGUGUGCAGCUGAGGUGGCACCUUCUGUUCCUAUGAUUGCAUCUCUAGGUCGUGGCCUUGAGAGCUUGCGUCUCACAUCACAGGAGGUGAGACAAACAAAGGGCCAGAAUGUGAAAGAAGCUAUGCGAGCUUUAAUGAACAGCUUGAAGAAAUCAGCAAAAUAAAUGGCCAGCACUUUACAACUGGAGCUGUAUAGAUUUUCGUCAUGCAAUUUUGGAACAAGACUUAAUUAUCAUGAACUGUAAAGUGUAUUUUCUUGUUUUGCUGAGAUAGUGAAAUUCUCAAGGUUUUUGUGCUUGUGCGUGAUGCUAGCGCGAACUUAGGGAGCACUUGAGCUAGAUAAGUUUGUUUUUUUAUUGACCUUCUGUACAUACAUACAAGAUAUAACACUGUUAACACAUUGAUAUGAAUGACAAUAUAGUUUGAAUAAGA
Messenger RNA from Setaria italica (foxtail millet), 2602 nucleotides. RefSeq lists its product as uncharacterized. The record is from RefSeq and is a predicted model, not a curated record. The transcript has a single exon. Lineage: Eukaryota; Viridiplantae; Streptophyta; Magnoliopsida; Poales; Poaceae. Bases 289 to 2334 code for a protein of 681 amino acids.